UAAUAGAGAGCAUAGUGGCGACGAGAACUGGCGUGGGACGGAGUGAAGAGAGUUGUUAUCGAAGAAGAGGGAGAACAGACAGGCAGGAGCAGAGCAGGGGGUGUGUGAGUGUGUUUGUGAGGUCCAAAAAGGAGCACAACACGGCGUGAAUGAGAGAGGCAAGCUGGCGGAAUUCAACAUGGCAUCCGGAGAUACGCUGUACAUUGAGACAGACGGCUCGGAGAUGCCGGCCGAGAUCGUGGAGCUCCACGAGAUAGAGGUGGAAACGAUACCGGUGGAGACUAUCGAGACCACGGUGGUCGGCGGGGACGACGACGACGACGACGACGACGGGCAACCCAUGAUCGCGCUCCAGCCGCUGGUAACGGACGACCCGAGCUCGAUCCACCACCACCAGGAGGUGAUCCUGGUCCAGACUCGGGAGGAGGUGGUCGGUGGGGAUGACUCGGACCUGCACACGGACGGCGGCAGCGGGUUCGAGGACCAGAUCCUCAUCCCGGUACCUGCUCCGGGGGUGGAGGACGAGUACAUCGAACAGACACUGGUGACUGUGGCUGGGAAGAGCUCAGUGGGUCGGGUGAAACGGGGAGGCGGCACCGGGGGCAAGAAAGCGGGCAAAAAGAGCUAUUUAAGCGGUGCGGAGGCUGGGGCAAGAAAAUGGGAACAGAAGCAGGUGCAAAUAAAGACACUGGAGGGGGAAUUUUCUGUUACGAUGUGGGCAUCGGAUGACAAUAAAGACAUUGACCAUGAGUCGGUGGUGGAGGAACAGAUCGUGGGGGAGAACUCCCCUCCGGAUUACUCGGAGUACAUGACAGGGAAGAAGCUGCCCCCUGGUGGCAUCCCCGGGAUCGACCUCUCAGACCCCAAACAGCUGGCCGAGUUUGCCAGGAUGAAGCCCAGGAAAGUCAAAGAGGACGAUGCUCCCCGGACGAUAGCUUGCCCUCAUAAAGGCUGCACAAAGAUGUUCAGGGAUAACUCAGCCAUGAGGAAGCAUCUCCACACCCACGGCCCCCGCGUGCACGUCUGCGCCGAGUGCGGCAAGGCGUUUGUCGAGAGCUCCAAACUCAAACGUCACCAACUUGUUCACACAGGGGAGAAACCCUUCCAGUGUACCUUUGAAGGCUGCGGGAAAAGGUUUUCUCUGGACUUCAACCUGCGCACACAUGUGCGGAUCCACACUGGAGACCGACCCUACGUCUGCCCUUUCGACGGCUGCAAUAAGAAAUUUGCGCAGUCAACCAACCUAAAGUCUCACAUUCUCACACACGCCAAAGCCAAAAAUAACCAAUGAGAGCCCAUCCACCAGCGUCAAGCCACACCGAUGAAAACGGAGCAGCGGCACAUGUGAAUCCUCUUUCAAAGACGGAAUGAAAAGCUUGAUUUAUAUGAAAAAAAAUCUGAGUAAAAGACUUAAAAACACUGAAAUUCAGCUAGUUUUCCUGCGUCCCCUUUCUUCUGCUGUCAUAUUGGAUGAGGAACACAGUGACUAUUCCCCAAAGCCCCGGCCAACACAGUCCCUUUGUUUCUCCAGAAGAUGGAACUCAUGGACAGACAUCAGAGACUUAUUUUUACCAGAGUGAGGAGAGAAGCAGCAAUCUAUUAGUAUUUUUAUUUUCUCACAUAGCUUUUAUUUUCCUCAAGUGUGCAUAUUGUACACUUGACUCGGGCUAUGUUUAGUAAAAUUGUGAUUUAGUUUUUUUUGUUUUCCUCCUGCAUUAUGAGAUCGUACCUGAUAUGAUACAAAGGCCUCAGCCUUGUGUGACCUGUUUCACAUGUAUGAGAAGUUUAAAAACAGCUGUAUGUUUGCAUUUCCAUACCUUUGGUUGUAUUUUUCUCUAACCACAAAAUAACCUUGUAUACUUGUAUUGUAUGGCUGUAUUGAAAUUAAGUAGACAUAGAUAGAGGUGUGAUUUAAAGUGUUAACCAAUUAAACUUUUAGUCAUGAGUUGCUUUAUAUUUUCUAUGAACUGUCUUUACACAGAUGAAUGAGUAAUAUAAACUUACUCAGAGCGUGUCUCAGUUAAAGUAUCUGAAGCGUACAUUGAAUUGACUGCGAGACCAUCACUUUCUUUGUUAGAAUGUAAUGUACAGACGUCAACCAUUAACUUCCUUUGUUGAUAUUUACACCCAUGUAUCUCAACUGCCCACAAUAAAAUGGGUCAUUCCAACCCUGUCGAAAUAUA
Messenger RNA from Dicentrarchus labrax (European seabass), 2183 nucleotides. Its product is annotated as transcriptional repressor protein YY1. The coding region runs from base 179 to 1291 and encodes 370 amino acids. The transcript is spliced from 5 exons. NCBI's taxonomy places the organism in Eukaryota, Metazoa, Chordata, Actinopteri, Moronidae. Gene Ontology annotation, cellular component: PcG protein complex; transcription regulator complex. Gene Ontology annotation, biological process: regulation of transcription by RNA polymerase II. Gene Ontology annotation, molecular function: RNA polymerase II cis-regulatory region sequence-specific DNA binding; DNA-binding transcription factor activity, RNA polymerase II-specific. The record is from RefSeq and is a predicted model, not a curated record.